AUGACUCCGCCAGCUGAUCCGGGACGGAGCCGGCGCGCGGCGGGGGGAGGCGGCGGCACCGGCACCGGGCACGGCCGGGGCGGCACCGGCGGGGUGGCGGUGCCGGCGCCGGGCCGAGUCGGGCCCGGCCGAGCCGCGCAGGAAGUGGCUGGCUCCCGUCCAGGUGGGACCCUGCCAGCGCUGAUGGAUGCCCGAGGUAAUGCUGUGCCACCCUGCUCCUGGCUAACCAGCACCAGUUCUUCAGUGGCAAGCUUUAUGUCCUUCUCCAGUAGCUAAAGCUGCCAGUUGAAGAACUGUUGAAUGUAGCCACUCUCUUCUGGUCACUGGGACCUUGGAUGCCAGCCAGAGCCGUGCCCUGUGUGAUGGGAUGAGCCACUCCACAGCGUCCUGAGGAUGAGUCCAACCAGGAUGAAGAAAGUCUCCUUGAAGCCUCCAGGCAGAGCCUUGGCUGGAGGAUUGCCAGGCAGCUGUGCCAGCAGGGCUGUCAGACUGUGUCCCCCCCUCAGUGGGGUGGCACUGAGCUGGGAGGUCACUGGAGGAGACUGAGAGAAGCAUUAAACGUUGUUUUGCUCAA
Oenanthe melanoleuca is the source of this 574-nucleotide messenger RNA. Its product is annotated as translation initiation factor IF-2-like. NCBI's taxonomy places the organism in Eukaryota, Metazoa, Chordata, Aves, Passeriformes, Muscicapidae. The transcript has 3 exons. The record is from RefSeq and is a predicted model, not a curated record. Bases 1 to 276 code for a protein of 91 amino acids.